Messenger RNA from Impatiens glandulifera, 1108 nucleotides. Its product is annotated as ribonucleoside-diphosphate reductase small chain. Gene Ontology annotation, biological process: deoxyribonucleotide biosynthetic process. The coding region runs from base 57 to 1049 and encodes 330 amino acids. The transcript has a single exon. The record is from RefSeq and is a predicted model, not a curated record. Gene Ontology annotation, molecular function: oxidoreductase activity. NCBI's taxonomy places the organism in Eukaryota, Viridiplantae, Streptophyta, Magnoliopsida, Ericales, Balsaminaceae.
GACUAGAGACUGUAUAAUUCAUUCGAAACCCUAACCCUAAUAUCUCACAGUGAAAAAUGCCGUUCAUCCCUGAAGAUCCACUUUUGGCCCCAAAUCCAGACCGUUUCUGUAUGUUUCCGAUUGAGUAUCCACAAAUAUGGGAGAUGUACAAGAAGGCCUUGGCUUCGUUCUGGACAGCUGAAGAAGUAGAUCUUUCCGAUGACCUACGUCACUGGGAAACGCUCUCCGACGAUGAGAAACACUUCAUUAAACACGUCCUCGCCUUCUUCGCCGCUUCUGACGGAAUCGUGCUGGAGAAUCUCGGCGGCCGGUUCAUGAAAGAGAUCCAAGUCGCAGAGGCUCGAGCUUUCUAUGGAUUUCAAAUCGCCAUAGAAAACAUUCACUCCGAGAUGUACAGUCUCCUUCUCGAAACCUACAUCAAGGAUUCCGACGAGAAAAGCCGACUAUUUCGCGCGAUUGACACCAUUCCCUGCGUUGAGAAAAAAGCUAAUUGGGCCUUACGUUGGAUCGACGGAUCUGAAUCAUUCGCCGAACGUCUAGUCGCUUUCGCAUGCGUUGAAGGAAUUUUCUUCUCCGGUAGCUUCUGUUCUAUAUUCUGGCUGAAAAAACGCGGUCUGAUGCCUGGACUCACCUUUUCAAACGAGUUAAUCUCUCGCGAUGAAGGUCUUCACUGUGAUUUCGCUUGCCUGCUGUAUUCAUUGCUGAAGACGAAGCCUAGCGAGGAACGAGUGAGGAAAAUUGUAAGUGAUGCUGUUGUGAUUGAAAGGGAAUUUGUUUGCGAUGCUUUGCCGUGUGCGCUUGUAGGAAUGAACGGUGAAUUGAUGAGUGAUUACAUUGAGUUUGUUGCUGAUCGGCUCUUGGAUUCGCUUGGAUAUGGGAAGAUGUAUAAUGCGAAGAAUCCAUUUGAUUGGAUGGAGCUGAUUUCUCUGCAGGGUAAGACUAAUUUCUUUGAGAAAAGGGUGGGGGAAUAUCAGAAAGCUUCUGUUAUGUCGAGUUUGAAUGAUAAUGGUGCUGCAACUCAUGUUUUCAAGAUGGAUGAAGAUUUCUAAUCAUUUUUAGCUUAUGUUUUGUAAUUGUUAUUUUCAAAUAAUAUUGUUUUGUUAUAUAA